Messenger RNA from Elephantulus edwardii (Cape elephant shrew), 987 nucleotides. RefSeq names its product putative olfactory receptor 14L1-like. The coding region runs from base 1 to 987 and encodes 328 amino acids. Lineage: Eukaryota; Metazoa; Chordata; Mammalia; Macroscelidea; Macroscelididae. The transcript has 2 exons. The record is from RefSeq and is a predicted model, not a curated record. Gene Ontology annotation, cellular component: membrane. Gene Ontology annotation, biological process: G protein-coupled receptor signaling pathway. Gene Ontology annotation, molecular function: G protein-coupled receptor activity; olfactory receptor activity.
AUGGAAAUAUUGACGAGCUUGCUUCAAGAAAUAAAUGAAGCAACUACAAAUGAUCUAAACAGAACUGAAGUUACAGAAUUUCUACUGAUGGGAUUUUCAGACUCGUUGGAUAUUCAGACCUUACAUGCUGGCUUAUUUUUAUUGGUUUAUUUAGCAGCUCUUUUGGGGAAUUUGUUAAUCAUCAUGCUUACUAGUGUGGAUGACCAGCUUCAAAUUCCAAUGUAUUUCUUUUUGAGAAACUUAUCUUUCUUAGAUUUUUGCUACAUAUCUGUCACAGUUCCCAAAUUCAUUGUCAAUUCCUUAACUCACGAUAAUUCUAUUUCUUUUUCUGGUUGUGCCCUGCAAGCCUUCUUUUUCAUGGACUUGGCAUGUACUGAGGUAGCAAUCCUUACAGUGAUGUCCUAUGACCGCUAUGUGGCCAUCUUCCAACCCUUGCAUUAUGAAGUCAUCAUGAACCAUGGUACUUGUGUGAAGAUGAUGGUCAUGUCCUGGCUAAGUGGAGUGAUUGGGGGGGUCAUGCACGUGACAGCAACAUUCUCAUUACCUUUCUGUGGGUCAAAUGUAGUACAUCAAUUUUUCUGUGAUAUCCCACAACUCUUAAGCCUCUUAGAUGCUAAAGCAAUCUUUAUAGAAAUUGGAAUCACAAUUUUUAUUACUAGUCUUGUAAUAAUCUGUUUUGUAUCCAUUACUUUAUCUUAUGUGUCUAUUUUUUCUACCAUCCUGAAAAUUCCAUCCAAGGAGGGCAGAUCAAAAAUGUUUUCUACCUGCAUUCCACAUCUUAUAGUUGUAGCCCUCUUUAUGAUAUCUGGUAGCAUUGCCUAUGUCAAGCCAAUUUCAAAUUCCCCCUCAGUGUUAGAUCUUCUCCUGUCUGUGCUCUACACAGUUGUGCCCCCUACUUUGAAUCCUAUCAUCUACAGUCUGAGGAAUAAGGAAAUGAAGGCAGCUCUGAGAAGGCAGUGUGACAUGUGUCAUAGAAAUUACGACUAA